Messenger RNA from Lethenteron reissneri (Far Eastern brook lamprey), 4755 nucleotides. It is a transcript of the gene TSR1, whose product is annotated as TSR1 ribosome maturation factor. Gene Ontology annotation, biological process: ribosome biogenesis; endonucleolytic cleavage of tricistronic rRNA transcript (SSU-rRNA, 5.8S rRNA, LSU-rRNA); maturation of SSU-rRNA from tricistronic rRNA transcript (SSU-rRNA, 5.8S rRNA, LSU-rRNA). Gene Ontology annotation, molecular function: GTP binding; U3 snoRNA binding; GTPase activity. The record is from RefSeq and is a predicted model, not a curated record. Gene Ontology annotation, cellular component: preribosome, small subunit precursor; nucleus. Lineage: Eukaryota; Metazoa; Chordata; Hyperoartia; Petromyzontiformes; Petromyzontidae.
UGCACCUUUUCCCCGUGAGGCGAUGGCGGAUCAGGCGGUGCACAGAGCCGGCGUCUUGAAGCAGAAGAACAAGACGCACAAGAACGGGCGGCACCGCACCAAGGGCGAGAUCGACAGAGACCACAAGGGGCGUGUGACCGUCAAGGCCCUCACGAAGAAAGCGCGACGGGAGCUGAACCGGCAGGAACGGCGGAACAGAUCUACGCAGAUCAGAAAAAACAAGCGCGAUGCUGUCUUCAACAGCAAGCGGAUGGUGGGUAGCAAGGACGGGCCGCCCCACCUGGUCGCCAUCAUCCCGCUGCAUUCUGGGAUAAGCACCGGAGAGGCCGUGCGGCUGCUGCGCUCGUGCGACGAGACGGUGCGCGUCGAGGAUGGCCCCGCACCCGCCAGCGGCAGCGAUCGCCGCGCCUUCGGCCUCGUGCUACCGAGGCACAAGCAGCGGCUUUCCUUCAUCCAUGUGGAUCCUGGCGACGCCCACGCCUUGCUGGACGCAGCCAAGGUGGCCGACACGCUGCUGCUCUUGCUGGAGCCCAGUGACGGGUGGGACGCGUCCGGGGAGCACUGCCUCUCGUGUCUCUUCGCCCAGGGCCUGCCCAGCUGUGUAUUCGGUGUAGUCGGAGCCUCAGAACUGCCGGCUAAGAGGCGCGCCGAAACGCGCACGAAGCUGUGCCGCCUGGUGGAUCGGCGCGUGCCGGGCGCGCGCCCCCUGCCCCUCGACUCGGCGGGGGAGGCAGCCCUGCUGCUGCGCCAGGUGUGGUCCCAGCGGCGCGCGCGGGUGGCGUUCCGAGAGCGUCGCGCGCAUAUGUUGGCCGAGCGCACGCAGCUGGUGCCAGGUGCCAGCGUGGACGGGGAGCCGGCCACGCUCCUCGGCACGCUCAAGGUCACCGGCUACGUGCGCGGGCGUCCUCUCAACGUGAACGGCCUGAUCCACCUCGCGGGCCUCGGCGACUUCCAAAUGAGCCAGAUCGACCUCGUCCCUGACCCGCUGACCCUGAACCCGCGAGUGCCGCGCCAGGCAAAGUCCUCCGCUGACGUGGAAAUGCAGGAAGAUGCGGAUGAGGUGCGGGUCCUGAUGCGGGCUGACCCCGCACGGCAGGUGCCCCUGGAUUGCGAGGCCGUGCCCGACCCGAUGGAGGGAGAGCAGACGUGGCCCACCGACGAGGAGCUCCGAGAGGCCGAGGAGUCCCUGGCUGCGAAGAAGCGAGAAGUCCGACGCGUGCCUCGCGGGACGUCCGACUACCAGGCGAGCUGGAUCAUAGACGGGGGCGGCGGCGGCGAAGACGACGACGACGAAGAUGAUGAUGACGACGAUGAAGAUGAUGAUGACGACGACGCCAUGGAGGAGGUGGCCGGGUCCCAGGAGGGCAGCAUGGACGACGAUGCCAGCUCCGACGGUCGCACGAUGACUGACGGCGGCGACGAGGAUGGGGGCGAGAGCGUGGCGGGCACAGGCACGGUGUGCGACGAGGGCUACGACGCGAGGAUGGAUGAGGAGGAGGACCAGGUGGCACUGGAGAAGUACCGCGAGGAGAGGCUCGACCGCAUGUUCCCCGACGAGGUCGACACGCCCAAGGACGUCAGCUGCCGCGUCAGGUUCCAGAAGUACCGCGGGCUCAAGAGCUUUCGCACGUCGCCCUGGGACCCCAAGGAGAACCUCCCGCUGGAGUACGGGCGCAUCUUCCAGUUCCAGAACUUUGCGGCGGCGCGCAAACGUGUGCUGCGCGACUCUCAGCAGGACGUGGAGGGAGCGGCGCUCGGCUUGUACGUGACCGUUCACAUCCCCAACGUGCCCCUGGACUUGUUGGAGGGGCGCCAGCCAGACGCUCCGCUUGUCCUCUUUGGGCUCCUACCACACGAGCACAAGAUGUCGGUGGUGCACUUUGCGGUGCGGAGGCACCCGGGCUGCACGGAGGUGGUGAAGGCCAAGGAGGAGCUGGUGUUCCACUGCGGAUUCCGGCGGUUGCGAGCAAAGCCCAUCUUCUCGCAGCACACUGGAGGCGACAAGCACAAGAUGGAGCGGUACCUGCGGAACGAUGUGCCGAUCGUCGCCACGGUGUACGCACCCAUCAUGUUCCCGCCGGCUUCUGUGCUCGUCUUCAAGCAGCAUCCCGGUGGCUCCCAGGAGCUGCUGGCGACGGGCUCGCUGCUGAAGCCGGACCCUAACCGCGUAGUGGUGAAGCGUCUGGUUCUCAGCGGGCACCCGUUCAAGAUCAACAAGAAAGUCGCCACGCUGCGAUACAUGUUCUUCACCAGAGAGGACAUCAUGUGGUUCAAGCCGGUGGAGCUGAGGACGAAGUGGGGGCGCAGAGGUCACAUCAAGGAACCCCUGGGCACACACGGCCACAUGAAGUGCGUUUUUGACGGGCAGCUCAAGUCGCAGGACACGGUGCUCAUGAACCUGUACAAGCGCGUGUUCCCGCCCUGGUCCUACGACGCGCACGUUCCGCAACCAGCGCCGUGGGAGCCCGGGCGGGAGGCAGAGCGUGUCUCCCAGCGCGAGGACGCCGACGAGGACGAGAUGGAGUGAAGGGACCGUGACACAGACGGCCCAUCGUGAGAAUCGGCCAAAUAAAAAAAAUCCAAUUGGUGGUGACGGGCCUGCUGACGCGACUUGAGCAGAGGGUGGGAGGGUGGAACGUGUGGUUCAUGGGCUCGACGCGCCCCGUGACUUCGUUUUAUCUGGCCUGACGACCUGCAGAUGGAAUGAACGGGACCGUGAUGAGAAUGGCUGUCAUCAGACUCGGCCGAAUAAAUAACUAAACUGGCUAUAGCCUGCUUAUGAGAUGGUAAAGUAAGGGAGGGGAACCUACAAGGGUGUUCAUUUUUGGCCUGCAGGUCAAUGAGGCCCUUCCACUUGAGUGCCGCCCACAAACUAUUUAUUAAGCACUGCAAGCAUCUCUCGGCAGCACUACUCCGGUACUAAAAACCUCCAGAAUUAUUUUGAGCUGCCAACAAUGGCUUCAUAAAUUUAGCUUGCUUAGGUCACUUGUGUGACUACGAGGGCCUCCUACAGAACAAACACGUUUGGACUCUCAGUAUAUGAUAGUUUCUGUGGUCAUUGUAUGUACAGUAACAGAAUUGUUACCGAAUCUAUAUUUUAUUUUAUUUUACCAGGUAAGGCCCACUGAGCUAUAUAGCUCUUUUUCAGAAGCGACCUGGCCACAAAUGAUUGCUCAACGAUGUGGAAAUGUAUUGCAGCCAAAUACUCUAAACACCACGCAUUGAUUCUAAAUGUGGAGCGAAAAACCGGAGGACCCGGAGAAAAAAACCACGCGCCCACGGAAAGAACACGCAAACUCCAAAUAUACAGGUGUGAGAGUCUGGAUCGAACCUGCAUACCAGGCGAGGUAGUUUACAUCUCGCCACCGUGGCCCAACCAGCAGCGCAUUUCGCCCAUCUUCCAUCUGCCAUUGCUGAAGCUCCUCGUGUCGAUAACAUUUUGUGUUUCUGCAGUUGAUAAAGUCACUUUAUUUACCCCCAUUGUCAUCCAAACGACCGUAUAGUUCAGGGGUGGAGAACGUCCGGCCCGCGGGUCGUAUGAGGCCCGCAAAAUCAUUUGGUCUGGCCCUGUCAAGGCAACCGUAGGCGGGACUCGAAAUUCAAUCAAUCUAGGAGCAAACCUGGAAAAGCUGUUGCGCUAGUAGCAACAUCAAUACCAGCUAACGUCACGCCUCGCCAAAGAGAAGCAGUUCCAGCCAUCACAUUAGGGGUGAGUUAAUUAAAUGUUUGACCAAAUAUAACAGGCAAAUUUUUAAGUUGAUAAUUUAGUAUGGCCCGCGAAUGAUGUUAUAAAUAUCAAAAUGGCCCUUGCCAGAAAAAGGUUCCCCGCCCCUGGUCUAGUUGCUAGUGGCCCUAUUGGGCAGUGCAGCGUAAAUCCACGUGUUUGGAAAUGAAAAUGCAGAUCGUAAGGAAGGGGGGGGGGUGAGAGAUGAAAAGUGAAGUGCCGCGUUCGUUAGGGUUGGCGCAGUCCACCUUUAAGGCCAUUUUAAACUCGAGCGGACAUGGUGAAGGCGACCAUGCAGAACUGUUUUUCUAUUCUGUACCCCCACCACCUUUGAAGUCCUGGAAUGCAUCCCCUAUGCCUCCUUUGGUAACAACGUUUUUGACGGCGAAGUGACGUCACGGAACGCAUCUACUUUGUUCGCAGAGGUAUUGCUGUACAUGGUAGUUGCUGUGGUUAAUCGCCUCCAAAACUCUGGUUUGCAGGUGUGUGUGCGCGUCGGUUUAGCCUGGUUGAAAAGGGUGUGUCUGUCAAGUAAAAACGGUGCAUUGAUAACGCACACGCUGAUUUCAGUUUGCGUCCGGUGGACCUUUUUAGCUUAACGUGUUGGUAAACCUUAAGCAUUUUAGAGCUUGGAAACUGCCCUCUUGUAUUUUCAUGUCUAUUUUUUUAUGAGAAGCACGAUUGAGGACAUGUGCAGCGCAGUUUCAAUUCGCUUCUGGUCAAGGUCUCUCCCCACGUCAUGCACGUGGGGGGGUUUAUUUGACCAUUUGCUACGCUGGCCAGUGUUGGUUAGCGAAGACGGGAAGCAUAGAUGCUGGAGCAUAGAGGUGCAGUACAACAAUGGAUUUUGUUGUACAGCCCUCUGCUGUCCAUAUUUCGCAAGUACGGAAUUCCAUCGGUUACGGGAUGUAAGCGAUGUGUGUGAAAUGUUCAUACGAUUGUAAGAUAUUGUAAUCAUUUACGUACGAGUACCUUGUACAAAAUGUACUACUAAGUGCUGUGUUCUUAAAUUAAAAGGCAAGUUUGGUUGA